CCUCCUUGUGCCGACAACCACCAACCUUACAACAGCUAAUGUAUGUAUAUGGCACGCGGCGUCGCUUUCGCGUGCGUAGCUUCGUGCGCCUUCGCCGCACCGGUCCACCGCGAGCUCCUCCUCGACAGCGUGCUCGAUUCGGUGGGUCAUGUCGCCGGCACAGCGAAUUCUCUGGUCUCGGCGACGGCAGAGAGCGUAGCCACGGGUAGCAGCUCAUGGCUGCAAUGGGGUCGGACCGACGAAGAAUCGGAGCCUUAUGUAUCCACGUACACCACUGAUAACAGCUCCCAGCCCAAGCCGGAGCUGCUUUGGUCGGAGAAGGUGAUGCUGAUGGACGGCGUUGGCUAUCACGAGCACAGCCACACUGCAAAGGAUGGGUACUACAUCGGCAACAUCCCGCCAAUCAAGCGGCUCGGCCUCCCCUCCCUGAAUCUACACGACGCCUCGCAAGGGGUCAGGACGCACCACGCCGCCAUGAUUGCGCAGGUGACGUCCUGGCCCUGCGCUCUUGCCGCGGGAGGCACCUGGGACCCCGCCCUCGUCCGCCGCUGGGGAGUGGCGCUCGGUUACGAGUUCCUCGCCAAGGGAGUCAACGUGGCGCUCGCUCCCGGAGUCAACGUCGCACGGGUUGCGCGCGGCGGGCGCAACGCCGAGUACCUCGGCGGCGAGUCUGCACACCUCGCAUCGAGGAUGGCGGCGACGUACAUAGAGGGCAUGCAAUCGACGGGCGUGCGCGCGACGGUCAAGCACUUUGGCUUCAAUAACCAGGAGACGAACCGCAACUAUUAUAAUGCGCGCGUGGACGAGCGCACCGCCUUCGAGGUCUACUACCCGCCCUUCGAGGCCGCCUUCAAGGCGGGCGUCGCCGCCGUCAUGUGCGCGUACAAUCUGGUCAACGGCACCUACGCGUGCGGCUCAAAGGAGCUGCUCACCCGCGACCUGCGGGAGCGACUCGGCUUCGACGGCUUCGUCAUGUCGGACUGGUGGGCAGUCCACGGUUUCGGCUACCAGAACGCGGGGCUCGACAUGCUCCUGCCCGGCAACCGGAUGCUGACGGACGGCAGCCACGACUUCUUCUCGCCCGACAACCUCGCAAAGACGUCGGAGCCAGGCGUGGUCGACACCGCGGCGGACCGCGUGCUGGCCGAGGUGCUGCGGGCGGUGCCCACCUGCACUCCGCCGUACUGCGGGCAGGAGAUGCUGCGCGCCCGCGCCACCUCGGACGAGCACGUCGCCCUCUCCCGCCAGAUCGCCACCGAGUCGGUCGCCCUGCUCAAGAACGGGGGCCGCCUGCUGCCCCUGCAGAGCGGGAGUCGCGUCGCGCUCGUCGGCUCCGCGUGCGACGCGCGCAACGACAUCGAUGCGAUGCUGCGGCAGUGGAACCUCGCAAACUAUUACACGAUCGGCGGCUCGGGCCGGACCAUCCCGCUCUCGCCCGCCUCGGUCGCCGCCGGCCUGCGGGCCGCGUGGGAGAAGCGGGUGGAGUACGCGGGCGAGGGCCCCUUCCACCUGCCCCUCGACCCGGCGCCGCCCGCCGUCGAGGUGGUGAACGGCGACCACGACGACAACGUCGACCUGGCCGUGGCGGCGAUGGAGCGCGCCGACGUCGCCAUCGUCUGCGGCGCGACCACGGCGGCCGAGAGCGAGGACCGCCCCUCGCUGCUGCUCGACCAGAGCGGCUUUAUUGGCGAGGUGCUCGCCAGGGCGACGAUCCCGACGGUGCUCGUGGCGAUGACGCCCGGCGCCGUGCUGCUGCCCUUUGCGGCGAAUGCGACCGCCAUCGUGCACACGUUCCUCGCGGGCCAGGAGACGGGGCACGCGAUCGCAGACGUGCUGCUCGGGCGCGAGAACCCGUCGGGCAAGCUGCCCGUCACCAUCCCGCUCUCCGAGGAGCAGACGGUGCUGCCGUGCCAGCCGGUGGAAGGCGUGCACAUCAGCAGCGUGGCGGGACUGUGGACGCAGGGCGGCGGUGGCGGGUACGGCGUCCACUACGACUGCGACUACACCGAGUCGCUCCACGUGGGCUACCUCGGCCUCCACGACGAGCCGGUCGGCUUCCCGUUUGGGCACGGCCUCUCGUACACCUCCUUUGGCUACGAGUGGGCGGAGGAGCCGCCGGCCGCCUUCCCGCCGGGGGCGGGGGGCCGUCUCGAGUUAGCGGUCCGCAUCUCGGCGGAGGAGGGGCCAGCCUCGGGCGGACGGGAGGUGGUUCAGCUCUACCUCUCCUUCCCGGAGGGCUCGGGCGAGCCCCGCAGGCAGCUCAAGGGCUUCGUCAAGACGGAGAGCCUCGCGCCCGGCGAGGGAGUCGCCGUGGCGCUGCAGCUCACGUGCCGCGACCUCUCGAUCUGGAGCGUGGAGGAGACGGCGUGGGUGGCGGUCCCCGGCGCCUUCCUCGUCGAGGUUGGCUCGUCGUCGCGCGACCUGCGCCUCGAGGCGACCUUCACGCUGGCCGCGACGGUCUGCUCCUCGAGCGACUCGACCGGCCCGACCGCCCCGACCGGCACAACCGAGGGCGGCGUGGCGGACCCCGAGGAGUGAGGGUCCGGGCGACUCGGGGUCUCCACGAGUCGGAUCUAUUCGAGCUGGCGCGAUGAGUAUCGCCAGCUCUGUCUGCAUGCGGCAUGGCUGAGUGGGAGGGAGCGGGGCGCGCGUGCCGAGCGGCCGCGCUGCAGAGGCGUGCAUGGGCUAAGAGCGAGCGAGGUGUACUGCAUGUUGUACAUAUGUAUGUGGAAGGCGAACACGCCUCGAUGGUGCUAAAAAGAAUUCUAACACGC
Messenger RNA from Emiliania huxleyi CCMP1516, 2774 nucleotides. RefSeq lists its product as hypothetical. NCBI's taxonomy places the organism in Eukaryota, Haptophyta, Isochrysidales, Noelaerhabdaceae. The transcript has a single exon. The record is from RefSeq and is a predicted model, not a curated record. Gene Ontology annotation, molecular function: beta-glucosidase activity. Bases 43 to 2538 code for a protein of 831 amino acids. Gene Ontology annotation, biological process: glucan catabolic process.